Sordaria macrospora k-hell is the source of this 2223-nucleotide messenger RNA. The record is from RefSeq and is a predicted model, not a curated record. Lineage: Eukaryota; Fungi; Ascomycota; Sordariomycetes; Sordariales; Sordariaceae.
AUGGCGUCAGAAACCGCUAUUUCCACCCUCACAUUGCCAAAGGCGGUGGAUUUCCCGCCUCUUGCGGGUGAUCCAGUCAGCCCGGAGAGCUGGAGGACACUGAUGGCCAUCAUGGACGCCGUUGCCCCAUCAGUUCAGCGAACAGACUCCCUUGCGGCAGACAACGCACAGGAAUCCAUUGUCAACCUCUCCAAGGAAGAAUGCGAAGCCUCAUUAGCAUCGCUGAGGCAGUACGCCGCUCCAUCAGAAGACAGACUGAAGCAGCAAGACCUGUUCGAAGCCUAUCUUGCCGAGAAGCCAUCAGAGAAUCCAGUCUUUGAGGCGCUGCUCAAAAACAUUCUCUCACACGUCCCGCCGGCCAAGAAGCGCAAGUUGGAGAUGGUCCUGUCACUUCUUGGCAACCGCGGCGGCAGUCUCCUUCUAACCGGCUACAUCACCCCUUUCACCUCGCUCUCCAUCGUGGACCGCACCAAGGUCCUGCAUUCCUGGCGCACCAGCGCCCUCUUCGCUCUGCGCGGACUCUUCAAAACCUUCACCACCCUCGGCAAGCUCGUCCACGUCCGCACGAGCGCCUACCACUCACCCUUGACCGGCUUCCCCGCCACCCCCGCCUCCUGGGUCGCCAACACCUCCUUCCCCUACGAAUUCCUCGAUUUUUCCUCUCCCUCAUUUACCACCAACAGCAAGAACGGCACCAUCGAAAUCGACACCGACGUCGUAAUCAUCGGUUCCGGCUGUGGCGCCGGCGUCGUCACGCACCGUCUCGCCACCACCUUCGGCCGCUCUUUACGUGUUCUCGUCCUCGAAAAAGGCCAAUACUUUGACGCCUCGCACUUCCCGCUCUCCCAAACACACGGUCUUUCCUCGCUAAUGGAAGCCGGCGGCGUGAUCGAGUCCGAAGACGGCAGCAUCACGGUCACAGCGGGCUCGACUUUUGGCGGCGGCGGGACGAUCAACUGGAGCGCUUCGUUGCAGACGCAGCACUUUGUUCGGAAAGAAUGGGCGCAGGAUCGCAAGCUGCCAUUUUUCGAGAGCGAAGCGUUCCAGAAUUGUUUGGAUAGGGUGUGCGGCGUGAUGGGUGUUUCUGACGAAAAGGUGGUGCCGAAUUUCGGCAACAAAGUGCUGUUGGAGGGCGCGAGGAAGUUGGGGUAUGCGGCGAAGGUGGUGCCGCAGAAUUCUAGGGGGAGUGAGCAUCAUGAUGGAUAUUGUGGCAUGGGGUGCUGGAGGGGCGAGAAGAUGGGUCCGGUUAAUGGGUGGUUUCCUGAGGCAGUCAAAAAGGGGGAGGUAAGGUUUGUGCAGGGGAUGAAGGUUGAUAGGGUGAUUUUUGGGAAGAACAAAAAGAAGAAGAAGGUGGCGGUUGGUGUAAAGGGGACGUGGACCCCCCUUGGGGAAGGGGGCAGGAGUGUUAAGGUGGUGGUGAAGGCGAAGAAGGUGGUUGUUAGUGCUGGAACGCUUUGGAGUCCGGUGGUGUUGAUGAAUAGUGGGAUUUCGAACCCUCAUCUGGGGAAGAACUUAAAGCUGCAUCCCGUCAACUUCGUCUCGGCUGUGUUUGAGCAAGAGACCAAGCCCUGGGAAGGUGCCUGUCUCACAUCGGUGAUCAACAGCUUCGAGAACCUCGACGGCAAAGGCCACGGCACCAAGAUCGAAGCCCUCUGCAUGCUUCCCAGCUUCGGCCUCGCUUUUCUCCCCUGGGUUUCCGGACUCGACUACAAGCUCAUGACAGCCAAGUACCGGCACCUCAACACCUACUUCAGCAUCGCUCGCGACCGCGACAGCGGCUACAUAUACCGUGAUCCCGAGAUCGGAACGCCCCAGGUCGUGUACACGCCCUCGGAGUUUGACCGGGCCAAUAUCAUGGUGGGAAUCGUCGCCAUGUGCAAGAUCCUUUACGUCCAGGGCGCAAAGGAGAUCCAUCCGUCGCUGCCCGGGUUCCCGCCCUUUAUUCGGUCUUCCACUGCCUCAUCUACCUCCAAUGACGUGCUCGCGGACAUGGACACGGACAAAGCCAUCACCGACCCGGCUUUCCUCACCUGGUUGUCCGACCUCCAGGUCCACGGCAACAAGCCGCCGCAAACAGCUUUCGGAUCAGCCCAUCAGAUGGGCACCUGCCGCAUGGGCGCGACGGCGAGCGAGGGCGUGGUCGAACCCGAGGGGAAGGGUGUGGGGCACCGAGGGCCUGUACGUGGCGGACGCGAGCGUGUUCCCGAGCGCGAGCGGUGUUAA